Molecule: messenger RNA, 1129 nt
Organism: Asparagus officinalis (garden asparagus)
Lineage: Eukaryota; Viridiplantae; Streptophyta; Magnoliopsida; Asparagales; Asparagaceae
Product: WD-40 repeat-containing protein MSI3-like
Biological process (GO): regulation of gene expression
Cellular component (GO): nucleus
Molecular function (GO): histone binding
Source: RefSeq, a predicted model, not a curated record
ACCAUCGACCGCAGGGCCCCGCAUACCGGCGAGGUCAACCGGGCCCGCCACAUGCCGCAGAAGCCCAACUUGGUCGCGACGAAGACCGCGGUCGCGGAGGUGCACGUGUUUGAUCUGGGGAAGGAGGAGAAGGGGAUCGGUGGGCCGGAGGCGGUGCUGAGAGGGCACGAGAUGGAGGGGUACGGGGUUGAUUGGAGCACGGUGAAGGAGGGGUGGCUGAUAAGUGGGGGUUAUGAUUCGAAGAUUUGCUUUUGGGAUGUUGGGGGUUGUGGAGGAGGGAGGGUUCUGGAUGCUCGCCAGGUGUUCGAGGCUCACACGGCUGCAGUCGAGGAUGUUGCAUGGCACUUGGAAAAUGAGAAAAUUUUUGCUUCUGUUGGAGAUGAUCAUAUGUUGAUGAUAUGGGACUUGCGCACAUCAAAGCCACAACAUUCAAUUCAAGCACAUGAAGACGAGGUCAACAGUCUGUCCUUUAAUCAUUUCAAUGACUGUAUUUUGGCAACGGGAUCUGCAGACUCAACAGUUAACUUGUUUGACUUGCGAAAGCUGACAACAAGUUUGCAUACAUUUUCUAGCCACAGCGGGCCAGUAUUUCAAGUUGAAUGGAGCCCUGAUUAUGAAACUGUUUUGGCCUCCUCUUCUGCUGAUAAACGGCUGAUGAUUUGGGAUCUUUGCAGGAUUGGCGAUGAGCAAUCAGAAGAAGAUGCUGAGGAUGGACCCCCGGAGCUUCUUUUUGUUCAUGGAGGUCACACCUCCAAGAUCUCCGAAUUCUCAUGGAACCCUAACGAGCCCUGGGUAAUAGCUAGUGUUGCGGAGGAUAAUAUUCUCCAAGUAUGGCAGGUGGCUGAAAGCAUUUACCGGGAUGACUACAGCUUAGAAACCGAUGGCGAUAUUUAUGCGGCCACCUAGAUCUUUAUGGGAACCACUCUACUGAGCUUGCAGACCAUUUGCGGAGUGUAGUUUUACAGAACUAUGGAUUUAGUGUGGAGGACAGGACGUAGGUUUAUGGACUUGUUUGUAAGCUAAUAGUGAUGAUAUGAACUUAUUGUGAGCGCAGUUUCAAGUCGGGGAUCAAGAAUUGAUAUGAUAUGUUGCUGGGGUUUCAAGUUUUGGUGCCCCAUCUUUUUUCCUU